Eremomyces bilateralis CBS 781.70 is the source of this 1132-nucleotide messenger RNA. RefSeq lists its product as uncharacterized. The record is from RefSeq and is a predicted model, not a curated record. The transcript has 2 exons. The coding region runs from base 171 to 800 and encodes 209 amino acids. Lineage: Eukaryota; Fungi; Ascomycota; Dothideomycetes; Eremomycetales; Eremomycetaceae.
CACCAACGCCGAACACCAAAGCAUCAAAUCUUGACCACAUCGUUUGCAGCCGGUUGUCGAGGUGGCUGAUCAAACACAUAUAACGAUUUCACCGAACCGAUAAGUCUCAGCCAUCUUGAGCUGUUGAGCUUUACGGUCGCGACAUAUCUCAUGCUGUUCUGUCGCUUCGGAUGUGGGAGGUCGACGAAGAUGUCCGUCUGGCUUCGGACUCGAGGGAGGGGAACCACGGCGCUUGGUUUUCCUUUACCCCAAUGCUUCAGCAUCUCCUUCGGAGCAACGUAAAGGUCAUCGUUCUCUUCCACGUACACAACCACAUUCUUGCAGCGGUCCUCUUCAACCCGUGGCAAAGGCGUAUCGACGACAACCUGAACCAAUGUAGCCAUCUUCGUUUGGCUUUGCGGGAUAUGUGUCUCACACGGUCAACAAACCGAGCUCUCGCAAAUAUGAACUGGGCGUGCCUGUAUUCAAUUGAGUCAUUCUUUCACUGUCUUGGGCAAGACGUGUAUAAAUCUCGUUUUGCACGGUCUACUGCGCCACCAUCGCUGAACACCACGCGACCAGGACAAAUGAAAGGCAAACACGAAUCCAGCGUAUCACUGGUCAAGGUCAGGUUCUCCUGUUUUGAACGGAGUGAUUCUGGAACGUCGAACACUAGGAACGCCCCCAAUCAUCAUCGAGUUGCAACAGGGCGCAGCCCAGCAACGUUGUGUUUUGACACAGCCACGAGGACCAUGGUUUGUCAUUCUUUAUGUCGCACAACGAAUUCACAGCAGCCAACAUCCGUAGCCUCAGGCAGCUGACCGUUAUGGUUUCCCAAUGAUGGGUUUUGUUCAGCCGCUCAUCAGGAAGAAGGAGGAAGGCAACGUCGACAUCUCAACUCUGUCCCAUGGUCGCGUCCGAAGAGUCAUAAAACCGGUACACCCCGACGACUCCAUCUAUUCCCAACUCUGGCAUGAUAAUCCCGGUUGCCUACUUUCUAGCUGGGUACAAUAAAACAAGGGGGAAAUGAAUGACGUACUAUUCUCCAGCCUUGCCUCUGAGCAUUUCUUCGACUCCUUGUCGUUACCCCGUCUUUCCCAGCCUUGCCAUCCAAAACGGCCCUGUGGGAGGAAAUUAAUCGUCCUCAAGCAUA